Messenger RNA from Salvelinus namaycush (lake trout), 606 nucleotides. RefSeq names its product neurogranin (protein kinase C substrate, RC3) a (gene nrgna). Lineage: Eukaryota; Metazoa; Chordata; Actinopteri; Salmoniformes; Salmonidae. Gene Ontology annotation, molecular function: calmodulin binding. Bases 82 to 264 code for a protein of 60 amino acids. The record is from RefSeq and is a predicted model, not a curated record. The transcript has 3 exons.
UUGUUCAAAAAUAUCAACCAAAAACUCUGAGAAGUGAACUUCACGUUUCUAUAUAGGAUUUUUGUUUUCCAUUCUCUCGCAAUGGAAUGUCUAAAUGACGGGUGUCCCAAGACCCACGAGGAGGACAUCAUGGACAUCCCCUUGGAUGACCCCGAGGCCAACAAGGCUGCUGCCAAGAUCCAGGCCAGCUUCCGUGGUCACAUGACUCGCAAGAAAAUGAAGGAAGACAAACCCAGGGAGGAGAAGCGACAGGAGCAGAAGUAGAGGAGAGAGAGAGGUUCCUGUACUGUGAGGUCGCGGAUCCUGGCAGAAACACGCACGCUACUGCAAUAUCAAGACCUGUUAUCAUGAAGAGAAAAAAUGUCACCGUACCACACAAAUAGAACUAACUAGAUGUAGGUUUGGUGUACCUGAUCAGUGAACUCUCUCCUUCUCACUAACACACACACACACACACACACACUCCCCUUCCUCCACUAGUAUCAGGGUAAAUGUCUGUGACCCAAAAUAAUAUUUCACGCCAUGAUUUUUUAAAAUGUAAACAUAGCAAGUGCACUCAAGUGAAAAGUAUGUUUGAUGGAUUUGAAGGGUGAAGUGGGACUUGGC